Molecule: messenger RNA, 2248 nt
Organism: Phalaenopsis equestris
Lineage: Eukaryota; Viridiplantae; Streptophyta; Magnoliopsida; Asparagales; Orchidaceae
Product: glutamyl-tRNA reductase 2-like
Exons: 3
Coding region: 336-1961 (541 amino acids)
Biological process (GO): tetrapyrrole biosynthetic process
Molecular function (GO): NADP binding; glutamyl-tRNA reductase (NADP+) activity
Source: RefSeq, a predicted model, not a curated record
AAAAUAUUCAAAUGUCGUCUCCACCACGCGCCCGACGAUGCCCUAAUUUUUUUAAUUUCCGGCGUGUGGUUCCCCACCCCUACCCACCCACCAACCGCCCACCACACGUUUUGGGUCGCCUCUACGACCUAGCACAGGACAUCUUCUUCCUGCCGGCCAUUUAACAGUACAAAAACCUCUCUUUUAUGAUCUCUUAGAAGUUUUCCAAGGGUGCAGAAUUGAAAGGAAGUGAGGGUCGGCGUUAAGGGAAGGCCUGAAGAAGAGAAGAGCUAGUCCUGCUAUCGGUAAUCCUUGAUUCUCUCAGGAGUCUGUUGCUGCAGUUGCUGAUUUGAUCCAUGGCUGCUUCGACGACGCCAGCCUUCACGACCUCUCUCGCGAUUGCGAAGCCGGGUUCCUUUAUUUUUCUCAGGAGGUCGGGUGGAAGCUUCGAAAUCGGAAGCUUCGCGGUGCCGCCGCGGAGCAGGGGAUUAAGGAGAAGAGGGGUAAGGUGCGAAGCGGCCUUGAAUUUUAGAGUGAAAGUUUCAUCCGAUUCUAGGGCUUCCAGUAUUUCCGCGCUCGAGCAGUUCAAGGCCCUCGGCAGCGACCGAUACAUGAAGGAAAGGAGUAGCGUUGCUGUUAUAGGACUGAGCGUUCAUACUGCGCCUGUGGAGAUGCGAGAAAAGCUUGCUGUUCCUGAAGCUCAGUGGCCCCGCGCCAUUGGAGAGCUAUGCAACCUGAACCAUAUAGAGGAAGCGGCUGUUCUUAGCACCUGCAACCGAAUGGAGAUUUAUGUGGUCGCUCUAUCUUGGAACCGCGGAAUCAGAGAAGUGAUGGAAUGGAUGUCAAAGACAAGUGGGAUUCCUGUUUCUGAGCUUAGAGAUCAUCUUUUUUUGCUGCGUGAUAGCGACGCCACAAGACAUUUAUUUGAGGUUGCAGCUGGCCUUGAUUCUCUAGUCUUAGGGGAGGGCCAAAUCCUCGCUCAAGUAAAGCAAGUGGUUAAGGUUGCUCAAUCAAGCGGAGGUCUCGGAAAGAACAUCGACCGGCUUUUCAAGGACGCAAUCUCCGCCGGAAAAAAGGUUCGCACUGACACCAACAUUUCUUCCGGCGCUGUCUCUGUCAGCUCCGCUGCCGUCGAACUCGCCUUAAUGAAGCUCCCAGCUUCCCAUGCCCUCUCAGCCAGAAUGCUCCUGGUCGGUGCCGGCAAGAUGGGGAAGCUUGUAAUCAAACAUCUAGCCGCCAAAGGGUGCAAAAGAGUUGUCGUUGUUAAUCCUUCAAUGGCGAAGGUCAACGCCAUUCGUGACGAACUGGAAGAUAUCGAAAUAAUCUACAAACCUCUUACUGAAAUGCUCUCUUCCGCCGCAGAAGCUGAUGUUGUCUUCACCAGCACUGCUUCAGAGACACCAUUAUUCUUGAAAGAACAUGUAGAAAACCUUCCUCCUGUGAGCAAAAGUGUGGGUGGAUUUAGGCUUUUUGUUGAUAUAUCUGUUCCCAGGAAUGUAGGAUCAUGCGUCUCUGAUGUCCAAACCGCAAGGCUGUACAAUGUUGAUGAUCUUAAAGAGGUGGUGGAAGCCAACAAAGAAGACAGAUUGAGGAAGGCAAUGGAAGCCCAAGCCAUAAUCACGCAGGAGAUGAAGAGCUUUGAGGCAUGGCGAGACUCGCUGGAAACCGUGCCGACGAUAAAGAAACUGAGGUCUUAUGCCGAGAGAAUCAAAGCCGCCGAACUUGAGAAAUGCAUGCAGAAGAUGGGGGACGAUGUUCUGACAAAGAAGGUGAGGAGAGCUGUCGAAGAUCUUGCCAGCGGCAUCGUGAAUAAGCUUCUGCAUGGACCUCUGCAGCACCUGAGGUGCGACGGCAGCGAUAGCAGAACUCUUGAUGAGACAUUGGAGAACAUGCAUGCGCUGAACAGAAUGUUCAGUCUUGAUACAGAGAAAGCUAUUCUGGAGCAGAAAAUCAAAGCGAAGGUGGAGAAAGUUCAGAGCUGAAAAAUUGAUGAAAAAAAUUUGAUUUUUUUUGAUUCAGAUUGAUAUAGUCCUCUACUAUGUAGCCAUUGUUGUCUCCUGAAGGUUUUGGUUGAGUUGGCCAAGUCUAUAGAGUGGGGAUCAACUGUGCAGCAGGUGUUUUUAACUUAAAUUUGUUUCAGUUUUUUCCUGAAAACUGAGCGAGCUCCUGAUUUGAGGUAAGACUAUCUUAAGUUAUGUUUAAUGAGUUUGUUUAACUCAGCUUUGUGUAUCAUCUAUUCAAAAUGUUAAUAAUGGGAAAUUUUGAUUCA